ACGCGGCGUGCGCUCGGCGCGCGGUGUUCGCCGCUCAGUAGUCCGCGAUACGCGCGCCCGAGUCGACGUCCGUCCGCCGGAGAUUGCGUGAAACCCGUGCGCGAGUGAUAUUAUAUAUAUAUAUAUAUAUAUUGUGUUUGUGUUUUUGUAGAGUUUUAGAAUUUUUCGGUUUUGGCCGCCGUGACUAUAAGUUCGGUUCACGAGUCGAAGACGCGCCGGCGGCGGGCCGUUUCCGUCGGCGUUCUCGACGGUCGUCGCCGUUAUGAUUAUGAUGCGCCGGCCGACGGCCACGACGACGAAGACGACGACGGUGAGGCACCAGCUACGGACGGGUUCGGCCGGCUGAGCGCGAUGAAGUCCGCCGCUUGGAUCCCGGCCGCGGCCGUCGUACUGGUCGCCCUGUGCGCCCCUCGGCCAGGACUAUGUGAUCUAACCGGAAGUCCUCCGACAAUAUGGGUAGACCGGAAUUGGGUGGUCGACUCCACGGCGCCCGUCGGCACGGUGGUGGCCCGGGUUCGCGUAUCCGACGUCGGCAACGAGACGGUCCUGAUGUACGGGCUGGAACACUCGACGGGCUUCAACAUCGUCCAAGAGAACGAGGACCCGUUGCCGUUCACCAUCGACGAGAACGGAAGAGUCACCACAAACACGUCUCUGACGAACAAGGAGGGAAAAAAUAUUUACCUGUACGUGACGAUCAACGACGGACACUUAACGUCCAAGACGCAAGUAUGGGCGAAAGUGGAAGGACCCGGCGGUGGUGGCAGGAAUAAGCCGAGUAGCGGAGGACUUCCGACAAACUUCUUGUCAUCGCAGUUCCGACCACCACCCCCGCCGUCGAUACCAAUCAACGGGGCUGGAGGCAGUUUUCCGGGCGUUGUUUUCACGCCUCCUAACAAACUUCUACCCCCUGGACCGGCCAGGACGACGCCGCCCCGGCCGACGAACAAAGUUCCUACGGCGAAGCCAACGACGCCCACAGUCGUUGCCACGCAAAAGACAGUAGCUGCUGAUAUACCCGUCGCCGAGGCCUCCACGUCGCCGACCGCGGUCGUCAGCACAGUCACCUCGACCGUGGUAACCGAUGCAGCCGUAAAAGCGGUAAACAACUCCACCACCACAGAGUCAGCGCCCAGCACCGUCGCAACCGCGGCCGCUACCACCGCCCGGCUCGGCGACACAAGAAACGUAACAGAACCAGCGCUCACCCCUCCCACGGUGACCACCCAGCAACCCGUUCAGAAUAACCUGGUCUUGGCCCUGGUACCCAUUGUGAUUGCUACAGUCUUCCUGACCACGGCUGGCGUGCUAGCCUGUUUGUUCCGAAAAAGACUGUUUUCCUCCAAAGUCAAGUCUAAAAAAGUAAAUUCGAUUGGGAAAAAGAAGAGCUCCAGAUCUGACGACCCGAUGGUCAUGCACCACUGGAGCGGGCCACGGGCUUUCACCAGAUACGAGAGCUGGGGCUCGGAUCCGUCGACCAAUGGGCAGUACAUCGGCGGCAAGGAAUCGGCGAUCAAAGAAGGCGACCCGUGGGAGAUACCCAGGCACCACGUGCGCGUGUGCUCGAUACUCGGAGAGGGUAGUUUUGGCCAAGUCUGGAAGUGCGAGGCGUACAACGUCAUGGGGUUCAAGGGCAACAUGGUGGUCGCGGUAAAGACGCUCAAGGACAACGCCGGUGAACGCGAACGACUCGACCUGGUACAGGAACUGCAGGUGAUGAAAUCGCUGGAGCCACAUCCGCACGUCGUAAAACUCUUGGGAUGUUGUUCGGAGAGAGAUCCCUUAUUCGUCGUUAUGGAGUACGCGAAAUUGGGCAAACUCCAGAGCGUGUUGCGGAACUCUCGUGGCGCAAACUACUACACGAAUACGCACGGGCCGAGUUCGUUGACGUCGCACGAACUCAUUAUGUUCUGCUAUCAGAUCGCCAAAGGAAUGGACUUCUUGUCGUCGAAAGGGAUCAUACACAGGGACCUGGCGGCCCGGAACAUACUGGUGACGGAGGAACGGGCGUGCAAGAUCUCCGACUUCGGGUUCGCGCGGGACGUGGCCAGCAGCCGGGUGUACGAGCGCAAGUCCGAGGGCCGUCUGCCCAUCCGGUGGAUGGCGCCGGAGUCGCUGUUCGACAACAUGUACUCGGCCAAGUCGGACGCAUGGUCGUUCGGCGUGCUCAUGUGGGAGAUCGUGACGCUCGGCUCGACGCCGUACCCGGGCGUGGCCGCGGCGGACGUCAUGAAGCGCAUCCGGGACGGUUACCGGCUGGACAAGCCGCAGCACUGCCGGCGCGAGGUGUACAACAUCAUGUUCUACUGCUGGGACAAGUGUCCGGACGACCGGCCCGACUUCGCCGAGCUCAUGGGGCUGCUUGACAAGCUGCUGGUCGACGAGACCGACUACAUACAGCUCGACCGGUUCCCGGACAACGCGUACUACAACAUCACCACGUGCAUCAGUGGCGAGCGCCUGUGACGGGACUCCUAUAGCGCCGUCGCCGACGCCAUCACUUCCGCCCGGAAGUGGAUGACCGGCUGUAGCGACGACGGCUGUGCAGUCGUUUCCGUUUAUCAUAAUAAUAAUAAUAUUUUAUUGUACAUUGUCUAUUAUGCCCACGUAUUUCGGUGGUCGAUCGUCUAAGAAUAAAAUUAAAAUUAUUAAAAAAAAAACACUUUCGUAGUAGCUGCAAGUAUGUUGUAUAGGUAGGUACGGCACGAUAAAAAUGUUUAUUACGAUUUUUCGACAUCCGGCCAGGCGGCACACAAUGCAACAAUAAAACUGCGUGUGAUCGCGCUUUAUACGAGAAUUUAUCAGUUGUGUAAUAUUAUUAUUGUAUGUAUUUUUUUUUACUUUCAUUGUCUAUAAAAUAAAAUGAUAUUACGCCGCUUAUUGAAUGUACAUAAUAUAUUAUGUUAAGAAUUUAAAACUUCGUCGACGUCGUUUAUUUAGUUUUCACGACGUACGCCCUUCUUAUUGCUCAUAAUAAUACCUAUGUUAUAAUAAUUAUUAUACAAAUAUACGAUGAUGUCUGGAUAUAUAGAUCGAAACGAAUAUUUAUAUCAUUACGAAAAAUGGCGUAUUUCGUUGUUUUUUUUUUCUUGAAAAGAAAAUCACUAGUCUUUUUUUUUUAAUUUUUGUACUUACCAUCGCGACUGUAUUACUGUAAAAGUACCUUAUUUGUAUUUAAGUCAUGUUUUUCUGCAAACGUUAUUAAUUGAUAUACUAUAUAUAGGUAUUAUAUUAUUAUGUAGGAAUGUUAUAUUAUUUUGCGCGGAAAAUACGAUCAUAAUAUGCUAUCAUAAUAUAUAUUAUAUUUGUUAUAAUUGUAGUAUUAUGAUAAUCCAUUAUUUAGUACCGAAAAUAUAUUUAUUCAUAAUAUUGUAUCCAUCAAUUAUUGUAAAACAAUAUAUAGUUGCAAAGUAUACUCGAUUUUAUGGUAUAUAUAUAUUUUUUUUUUUAAAUCAUAAUUAUUAUAAUAAAAUUGUGUUAUUUAUAUUUUGUGCCCGGUUAUUUGA
Metopolophium dirhodum (rose-grain aphid) is the source of this 3506-nucleotide messenger RNA. RefSeq names its product tyrosine kinase receptor Cad96Ca (gene Cad96Ca). Gene Ontology annotation, cellular component: membrane; signaling receptor complex. The record is from RefSeq and is a predicted model, not a curated record. Bases 352 to 2466 code for a protein of 704 amino acids. The transcript has 7 exons. NCBI's taxonomy places the organism in Eukaryota, Metazoa, Arthropoda, Insecta, Hemiptera, Aphididae. Gene Ontology annotation, biological process: multicellular organism development; cell surface receptor protein tyrosine kinase signaling pathway; positive regulation of kinase activity. Gene Ontology annotation, molecular function: transmembrane receptor protein tyrosine kinase activity; calcium ion binding; ATP binding.